Messenger RNA from Zalophus californianus (California sea lion), 2226 nucleotides. RefSeq names its product THAP domain containing 10 (gene THAP10). Bases 135 to 908 code for a protein of 257 amino acids. The transcript is spliced from 3 exons. Gene Ontology annotation, molecular function: sequence-specific DNA binding. Lineage: Eukaryota; Metazoa; Chordata; Mammalia; Carnivora; Otariidae. The record is from RefSeq and is a predicted model, not a curated record.
GGGGCCCCAGCUCGGCACUUCCGGUGGCCGGAGGUAGGGGCACCGACGUGGCGCCGCGCCGCGCGGACCGGCGCAGGGGGACCGAGUCGCCCCGGCUGGGAGCGCGCGGGCGUGCGGAGGCCGAGGUCGCUGCUAUGCCGGCCCGCUGCGUGGCCGCCCAUUGCGGCAACACCACCAAGUCCGGAAAGUCGCUGUUCCGCUUCCCCAAGGACCGGGCUGUGCGGCUGCUGUGGGACCGCUUCGUGCGGGGCCGCCGCGCCGACUGGUACGGGGGCAAUGACCGCUCUGUCAUCUGCUCGGACCACUUCGCUCCGGCCUGUUUUGACGUCUCUUCGGUUAUCCAGAAGAACCUGCGCUUCUCCCAGCGCCUGAGGCUCGUAGCGGGCGCCGUGCCCACCCUGCACCGGGUGUCCGCCCCAGCACCUAAGGGGGAAGAAGAAGGAGAGCACGCGGGCGGCCCCGAAAAGGGAGGAGAGCCCCAGGCAGUCAGGCAGGCAGAGGCCGCCCCGGGGCCGGCCUCCUGUACGCUCCUCCGGGCCAGGAAGACGGCUGCGCCUUCACAGAUUACAUGUGAAAAUGAAGUUAAACAAACACAAGUCCCUGCUAAUAAUCUAUCUUAUGGUGUCACUUCGGUACCUACUCUCUGUGAAGAAGGCCCAGUGCAUAAAAGUACACAAAUGUCUCUGAAAAGAACCCCUCACUGCAGUGUUGGUAUUCAGGCCAAAGUGAAAGUGUUUGGAAAACAACUGUGUAAUGCCACUACUCAGACCAACGGAUUGCGGUCCAGAAGUGCCUCUCUCUUUGACAUUUACUCCAGUGGCUCAGAGCCAGAUGCAGACUGGGAUGUGAAGAGUGAGCAGAGCAAUUUGUCAUACAUAGCUGUGCAGGUGAAAGAAGAGUCUCGUUAAAAAUGCAACAUCAGGGCGCCUGGGUGGCUCAGUUGGUUAAGCGACUGCCUUCGGCUCAGGUCAUGAUCCUGGAGUCCCGGGAUCGAGUCCCGCAUCGGGCUCCCUGCUCAGCAGGGAGUCUGCUUCUCCCUCUGACCCUCUUCCCUCUCGUACUCUCUCUCUCUUAUUCUCUCUCUCUCUCAAAUAAAUAAAUAAAAUCUUUAAAAAAAAAAUGCAACAUCAAAUGACUUGAUGUCCUAUAGGUUUUCAAACCUUCGCUCACAUAAUUACUUCUUUGCUCUCGUAAAUCUUUCACUUUGGGAUAGUUGGGUAUCAGCAAAAUUUGUUCAGCUCUAAGGCAAAAAUAUGUCUGCCCUGCCAAGGUCAUGAAGAUCAUCCUUCCCACAAACCUCCCCACCUCCCACUUUCACCUCUUGUUUCUUUUUUCUUUUUAUCCUUUUGGUGGAAAUGGAGUUAUAAGACGAAACCACAAUAGCAGCAUUUCCAGAUCAAGAUGAAGCACUGAAUAUUUAAGCUUACCAUAGAAACAACACUUAUGUGGGACUUACAGGACAUUCACAAGUUAGAAUGUCACUAUUCUAAAUAUUUUGAAGAUAAUAGUAAGCACAGCCAAGUGUGAUACUAUUGAAUGAUUUGGGAGCCAUGAGACUUAGCCUUGAUUAUUAUUUUUUUAUGUUGUAUAUUUAUUAGUUUGUCCAUUUGUAAUACUAUUGGAUCUGUGGAUCAGUCCCUGUAAGCAUUUCUGGUGAAGUUAUGGCUCUUACAGAAAAUUUUCGAAGGGAAUUGAUUUAAAUAGAGAUAGAGUUUCCUAUACUUGGAUUGCCUUGUUAAUGAAAUCUAUUUGCAUUGGUUCCUAUCACAACAAACCAAUUAGCUUGAUGAAUUUAUAUUGAAAUUAACAUCCAAAAAAAAGUAUUAUAUUUCUAACAUAACCCCAUUUCAAGAAUUAGGUUUUCCUCUGUUGAUACCAUUCUGUUGAAUUCUACAUUUGGGAAAUAAGCAUGUGAAACAUAGCCGCCCCAUCUGCCAUUCACCAGGAAAAUUUCUAUGGCAGUUUUGUACCAUGAAGUAAUUUGUUACAAUUGUUUCUGAGAAACUUAUUAUAACUCUGAUCUUCUAUUGAGAAUAAUAAAAAUAAAUGUCCAUUUUAUACCUCACAUGUCUUGUUAGUUGCUCAUGACUGGAAGAACUUGCAUGCAUUUUAUCCUAGAAGGUUUAAAUAAUAUACCAAAGUGAUUUUCUUCCAAAGCUAAUUUCAUGUGUGACUUAAUUUGAACAGUGUAAUUUUAAUAAAAAGAAUAAUAAAAUAUUAAUAGAA